This is a messenger RNA of Silurus meridionalis, 6878 nucleotides long. RefSeq names its product dispatched homolog 2 (Drosophila) (gene disp2). NCBI's taxonomy places the organism in Eukaryota, Metazoa, Chordata, Actinopteri, Siluriformes, Siluridae. Bases 129 to 4559 code for a protein of 1476 amino acids. The transcript is spliced from 8 exons. The record is from RefSeq and is a predicted model, not a curated record.
ACGGAGACCAUGAGCAUCAUUUGGAAACGGUUAGGUCAGGCAGUGUUUAUUAAAUCUUAUAUGCAAGUAGGAUAGAAGAAAGGAUAUAAUUAAGACAGAUAUUAGUGUUUAAGGUUGAUUCGGUUAAUAUGGAUUCCGUGUCUGUCUGUGAUGAGGGCUAUGUGAGAAGAGGAAUAAAUCAGGGAUCAGCAGAAAGACCUGCUCCAAGUGAGAUCCCAAAGGUAUCAUUGUGCCCCCCAGACAGUGAGGAUGCAGAAUCUCCAAUGAAUGACAUCUCCAUUGAAAGGGACCUCAUAAACCAUCUGUCCACACCACCCUCCUCUUCUCAACAGUAUGACCAAGUGUUGCAUCAGUCACCUCGACUCAAGAGAUGCCCGUGCUGUGACCAAAAGCAGCCAAUCACAGACGACGUCUGUCUGAAUCAAACAAAUGCAUCUUCUCAUUCAGACGGCCCAAGCAAUGCUGUCAAGACAGUUCACAGGUGCAGUCCCUUCCACCAGCCUAUAUGUCACAACACAAUGCAGUGUCACUGGCUGCAAGGAUCACGUGAUGGCAGCAACUACAAGCCUGUUCAGCAUCAUGUGGUGACCGUCAGGACUGAGAGACUCCACCGGAUUCCAAAGAACUACUCCCAGGUCAUAGUUGAAUACCCGGUGACAGUUCUUAUCUCAUGCUCAGUGGUACUCCUUGCAUUCUCCCUAGCAGGGAUUUUGAUUGGUCCGCUGCCAGAUUUUUCUGAUCCUUUAGCAGGAUUCAAGCCACGUGGAACAGACAUUGGGAUUAGACUGGCAGCCUGGGCAAAGCUGCAGGAAAAUACUGGGCAUGGGAAAACACUAUCUCUGACAUCUCAGCAGUUCAUGGAUCAAAGUAUAGCACGAGAAGUCACCAGUAAAACCCAGCUCCACUUAAGACAUCGUUCCAGGAGAAUGCUACAUACAGACACUACUGAGAAUGCCUAUUUUUGCAAUGAUCCAGGAGAUCGCUAUGCCCAGCUGGUAUUCCGCUCAGGAAACUCUGACAGUCUCUGGAGUCUGAAGGCAAUCUAUUCCAUGUGUGAGAUGGAGCAAACCCAGAUACGCUCAGAUGCACAUUUUAAAGAACUCUGUCAAGUCAAAUCAGAAGCUGUUGGCAACAAAGCUGAGGGAGAGUGCUGUCCAAGCUGGUCCCUGGGAAACUUUCUGGCUCUCCUCAACAACGUCUCUUCCUGCUUCAGUCUUACAGCUCAGCAAGUGUCAGACAGUUUAGGCUUGCUCAGAUACUGUGCCCCUUACUACCAUGAUGGAAGUCUUGUUGCAUUGUGUGCAGAAAGAAGCAAACAUGGCUCAUGUGCAUCCGUCCCACAUCCCUGCAAGCGCUCCAGAAUCAUUUAUCAGAUUCUACAUUACCUGGUGGAUAAGGAUUUCUUAGGGCCUCAGACUGUUGAAUACCAGGUUCCAUCCCUAAAAUAUAGUGUCCUGUUCCUACCAAUGGUUAAAGGCAAAGCAUUAAUGGAGAUUUAUCUAAAACAUCUGGAAGGUCAUGAGCUAAUGUAUAAGAAUACUAAAAUAACUGGAAUGGACUUGGGGAUUAAGCAAAAGCUUUUCAAAUAUUACCUCUCAAGAGACUCCAUCUAUCCCAUUCUCACAGUUCUCGCACUGCUACUUACAAUGGCCUUAUAUCUUAGGUCGUUCCUUUUAUCAGCUCUGUCAUUGUUUGCGGUCAUGUUAUCACUUUUGACAUCUUAUUUUUUCUACAAAGUAGUAUUUGGCCUAUUGUUUUUUCCACUUCUGAAUCUCAUGGCCGUUCUUGUCCUUUUAGGCAGUUGCUCAAACCAAGCUUUCACCUUUAAUGACUUUUGGAAAUCCCAACUAAGCCAUAAUCCACCAGCUGCACUAGAAAACAGAAUCCACCGUGUCUUACAAGAAAUGGGGUACUUGAACUUAGUGUCUGGUUUAACAUCCAGCAUCACAUUCUACUCAGGCUACAUGAGUAGCAUUACAGUGGUGAGGUGUUUUGCUGUGUAUCUGGGUAGUGCCUCUUUAAUCAACACACUUUUUGCUCUUGUUUGGCUCCCCUGUUCCAUUGUUUUGCGAGAGCGACAUGCUGCAGGAGCUUCCACCUCUGCCUCUAAGCCAUCAUGGAAGCCAUGUUGCAUAAAACACCUUGGUGGAUUUUGGGAAACAAGUUCAAGAAAGCGGUGCCUUUUCACUAUGGGACAGAAAUUUCGGGGUCUAAAACGUGGACUCUCGGACACAUCCAAUCUAAUUUUCUUAAAAGUUCUUCCUUGUGGUGUGGUUAAAUUUCGAUACAUAUGGAUCUGCUGGUUUGCAGUCCUGGCUGCAGGAGGAAUAUACAUCUCAUGUGUAGACCCGGGCAUGAAACUGCCAUCCUCAAAUAGCAGGUCAACGCAGCUGUUUCGCUCCAGCCAUCCAUUUGAAAGAUAUGAUGCAGAAUAUCGCCAUCAGUUCAUGUUUGAGCGAAGGAAACAAGGAGAGGAUGAGCCUAUGAGCAUGACUCUCAUCUGGGGUGUCACUCCAGCCGAUGACGAUCAUUUCAAUCCAAGCAGCAAUGGCUCCUUUGUCAUAGACCCAGAAUUCAAUAUAAGCAGUUAUGAUUCCCAAGUGUGGUUGCGAAAGCUAUGCGGAAAAGUAAGAAACCAAACCUUUUAUUCAUCACCACCAGCAGACCAAGAAGCUCUGGAGGACAAUACUUGUUUUGUGGAAGACUUGAUACAUUGGGUAUCUAUUCGCCGUUGUUCUGAAAAUGAGGACGCCUUCAGGCUCUGCUGCAACAAUAUUACAUUUCCAUACCCUCCCAUUGUUUUUGAACGGUGCCUCAAAAUGAUGUUGGAAAAACAACAGGCAGAAACAGGUUCACCCAGGAAUGGAGGCCUUCGUUUUGAUUCACAAAAUCGCAUUGCUGCCCUUGUUGUGGUUUUUAAGACCUCACAGCUCUACAGCUUGAACUUCAGCCAAACUUCAAUUUUCUAUAAACAAAUAAGAUCUUGGUUCAAUAAUGAGAUUUCUAGCGCUCCAACUGGACUUAAGAAAGGGUGGUUUGUAAGCCAAUUAUUAUUGUAUGACCUCCAGCAAUGUCUGAGCUCGGAGACAUUAGUAGUGGCCGGGUUUUCCGUAGCUCUUACAUUUGUAUCACUUCUGCUGACCACUUGGAAUAUACCAUUAAGCAUUUAUGUGACAUUUGCUGUUGGGGGGAGUGUUUUUGUUACUGUUGGCCUGCUUGUGCUUCUAGAAUGGCAGUUAAAUAGUGUGGAAGCACUGUUCAUUUCAGCUGCUGCAGGCCUCUCUGUUGAUUUUGCAGUCAAUUACUGCAUUUCCUACUGCCUGGCACCACAAACUGACAAACUGGGUAGGGUUGCAUAUUCUCUUAAGAAAAUGGGCUGUCCUGUAGCCAUAGGAGCAGGAGCUUACUUCUGUGUUGGCAUUAUAAUGCUACCAGCAACUGCUUUGCUUUUCAGGAAACUUGGAAUAUUUCUCCUUCUCGUAAAGUGUGUGGCAUGCGGUUUUGCCACGUUUUUCUUUCAGUCACUAUGUUGCUUCUUUGGUCCUGAGAAGAACUGUGGGAAAAUAAUCAUUCCAUGUGCAAAAGAGCCAGCCACAGAAAAUAUACCACCUUCCUGUUCGGGUGUUGAAACACGGAACAACAAUCCAUCAGCUAACGGUACAUUUAACUGUGGUGCUGGCAGGGGAUCACAAGGGAAAAGGAAUUGUAAUAAAGAGGAUGGCGGAGCAUUCUUGUGCCCCAAUCAGCAUCGCCACAGGCAACACCAGUCAAGGCUUGGGAGGGAGCCAGAGCAGUAUGAGCUGCAACCUCUUGCCGGUCAUCUAAGUGACAGCUUUGAAAACAGCACCUGCACCAGCAAGCUGUCUAACAGACCUUCUGUUCUUUCAGAUGACAUUGAGUUCUGUGGCCUCAGUCCAAAUCGAUACUACGAAAGGAUUAGCACAGAGUCUGUGAGCGAGGAAAUAUGCAGCAGGUAUCUCAAAGAUUGUGAUACUCCUCAAGCUGUCCAGACCUCAUCCCCUUACAAAGGAAACAAAACGAAACCUGUAGUAGUUCCUCCUGGUGAUCAAGCAAAGGAAAAACGUUUGUGUGAGAAAUGCCAUAGCAGCCCUGAAAAUAAACUAUGGAACAUCUCCUUGUCAUCCUCUAGCAUGGAGGAUAUUACAGUCACAGAAACCACUGAUGACCCUAAUACAAAGUUACCUUUUUUGGAUGGGGCCUAUAGGUGUCAUGCACAUAAAAGACUUUUGUCUUGCCAGUCUCAGAGUUCAAUUGAGGGGCUUGAAGAUUCAAAUGAGACUUGUUUGAGUGACAUCGAGCCAGCAGUCUCUACCGCACCGUCCACUGUGACUGAAGGAGAGCUGCAACCAGGUCACCUCAAUGGCAGGAGGGAUACUUUGCGUCUCUCUCUGAGAGAAACGGUUUAUGACCCUGGCUCCCCAGGGUCUGGUAGGGGGCGGACAAGCCAAAGUGAGCUACCUGUAAUUUUGCCAAACAGUCAACCAGAUUUACCUGAUGUUUGGAUCAAGAGGGAUGGAAGAGGCGAGGACAGGAGUUGAUUUAAUGGAUAAAAUGAACAAACAGAUAGACCUCACCAUAUACACUUAUUUUUACCACCGCGUUAAAUCUCAAACUUGUGAUGAUGUACAGCGUAUCUGACAAUUUCUGUAUUUAUCAUAUCUGUAAAGACUUACGAAACACAACACACCUGUAAAUCCACAGUGAUAUAGGACCCAUAUUAUAAUGAGUCUAUAUGAAUUGAACUUAUUUCACUUUGCUACCUGCAAUGAUUAUACAAUAUGUGAACCAGAAAAUUUGGGACAGAUGCAAAUGCAUGUUAUAGACACUAUAAAGAUGCAUGAAAGCUGCUCCCACAUCACUUUGGGUUGCUCUUUUGCUAAUUUAAAUACUAUAAUAAAGAGAAAUUACGCAUUUUAAUAGGACUAUGGUGUCUGAAAGCAGUUUACCUAAACCAUACAUGAAAGCAAUUUCCUCGUUUUUAAAUAUUCAAAUAUGGAAUGGGCAUAAAUGAAUCUAGAAAUUUACUUUAUUUUAUUUAAAAUCAUCCAAGUGGAAAAUCGUCAUUUAUACCAGGCAUAGCUGAAUUUCCCUCGAUGUGCAUCUGCCUCGAUAAGCAAUGCUUUUCAAAAAUCUGGCUUCACGUCAUAGAGGGAGUGUAGGAACUGUCUGCAAAUAAAUAUGGAGAAAACUGGGUAAACAAUUCAAAACCAAACAAGGAACUAAUUUUGAGUCCCUGUAGAAUCUAAGCGCUUGCCAGUUAAAGACUCCUUUAAUACAAAGAUUUGUGUCUUUUGAGAAAUGUUUGGUAUUUUCCUAAUUUGUCAAAAUGUGCUUAUUUUAUACACAAUAUAUUUAUCUGUUUAAUUUGUUCAGAUCUCAACUGUGCUAUAAGCCAACCAAGUGAAGAGUUUAUAUUCAAAUAUUUAAAAGUUCUCAAAUAUAAUAUAUUCAUUGUUUUGCGUCCUACUGAAGACUUAAGUACCAGAAUUGUAUUGAAUGUAUUUGUCUGUUUACUCUUGCAUUAUGCUCAAUGUUUCGAUUAUAUCAGAUUACAGUGUAUUGUUUUGUUUAUUGUUCUAGAUCAAGAUUGUUCAAGUCAACAUAUUCGUCUAACGUAAAAAAAAAAAAGCCAUAAUUUUUUUUUUUUUAUAAUUUGAGUUUCAUGUAUCGAAAAAAAAAAAAAAACACGGCAGUUAACCCUUUAUACUGGUUUCAUUACAAAUGGACCAAUACAAAUAGGCCAGAUGAUAAUUUGUGUUGCGUAAGUGAAUCUUACUUGUUUAUUGCCAUUCAAUUUGUAAUGUAAUGAACAAGAAAGUUGUUACUCAAACAUUCCACAGCUGAUGGGCCUGUUUGCCUCUGCUGUAAUAACUUUUCAUAAAAUAAUAUCUAAGUGAAUAAAGGAGGGGAGAAAAAAAAAGUAAUUUGAUUUCUUAGAAAAUAUAAAUGGAUCAUAGUACCUGAUUUUUUUACUACGAUAGGUUGCUUUAGGAUUAUUUGCUGUAGAUGCAUACUUAUGUUAUCAGAUAAUUAUAAACUUUGUAGUCCACAUGAUGGAUGGAAAAACGAUAGUUCAACUUUAAAUAUACUAAAAAAGCAGUUUGAAUAUAUGUACAGUCUUAUUCGUAUAAAACUUUUCAGGGCUUGAAUUACUUGUUAAAUCUUUCUCUUUUGUUAUAAAAGGGACAAAAUAUAACCUUUAACAAUUUACUUCUGCCAUCUGAACUAAAUCGCUACCAAGCCAAUCAACCAAUAUCUGAUAUGCGCAUAUAGUAACUUCUUUCCUGCUCCAAACUUUAAAGUCGUCUUUAUGUGCUGUUAACUAUUCAAAUGUUUUACAAACAUUACAGUACAAAGACUUAUCUUGAUGUAAAGUGUGGUGCUAUGUUAUGUGAGACUUUGUCAAUUCUAUUUUUUCUUUUAUUAAAAGAACAUAUUAACUAGUUACUAUUGAAACACUAUGGAAUGUGAAAAAAAGACAUUUCAUUCAAAAAAAGUUUUAAUCCUUUGACAAAUUUGUGCCACUGGUGGUUUCAGUCAAUUUUCCCAGCAUUCACACAUUUAAGUCAAUCACUAUUGACAGCAUCGUUGAAUAUUUGUAGUCCAUUAAUACAUUUUAUUAAGCUGAGGUCCAUGCUUUAUUAGUAUGCCAGCAAACAAAAUGUGUCUGGAAUGCUGUCAUACCUUUUUAGUGUACAAAGUGCCAAAUGUAAAAAGUAAAAAUUAUUUGUUAUAAACAGUGAUGUCAUGUUUGAGAAACAUUGAAAUUGUUUUAUGUCGAUGUGUGAUGAAAAGGAUUAAGAAUGAAAUAUGUAAAUGUGACUGAGAAGGUCAAUAAAGAUUUAUAUUUUACUGAG